AUGUUUUCACCUCCUAUGCCUCUUCCGUUACCUGAUACCAGUUCACUUUCGUUGUUCAAAAGUCCUCCGUCUAUGACUUCUCGAAUACAUAAUGAUCUCUUAAAUAUUCCGUCUUCUACCGGUUUUGAUGAAUAUGAUAAUUUAAAAAGUGCUGAAAAAAGUGCUGAAAGGAUGGAUAUAUCUACCGCGCCUCCUAGUCCUGUUAAUUGUUCUGUUUCUAUCGAACGAAGAGUUAAUUCCGCUGAUAUUUUACGUGUUCGUCGAAAUAGUGAUAGGAGUUCAUUGUCUUUUAAUACAAAAAAACAUACUGAUUGGUUAAAAACUAUCUUAUCCCGUCUUCAAUUUGUCUUUUUGAAACGGAACGAUCAAAAAUCUGAUAAAAUUCCUGAGGAUGAUUCUAUCAAUGUAUCGGCUUCUUCAAGAUCAAGUACAAGUGUUGAUACCGUUCGUGUUGUUGCCCGUGAUAAUUCUUUAGUUGAUCAUGAUAAGGAUGUGAUUACUCCUACUUUAGAUGUUAAUAAGUCUGAGGUUAAUUCUAAUAUUAGUCUCUCUCAACAAAAUGUUUGUCAACAAAAUACUUGUCAACAAGAUAUUUGUCAACAAGACAUUUGUGAUGCUGUUAUUCCAAAGUCUUUGGAUCAUCAUUAUGAAGAUUCUACUUUAAAAGUUUCUUCGGAAAGUUCUUUAUUCGAAGUUUGUGCUCAAACUCCUAGGCAUUUCUCAAAAGAACCAGAAGUAUUGGGUAAAGUUGGACGAUUUACUAUUGUUAGAGAAAGUGAAGAUUUUAAUACUACAAUGUUUGAUCAAUGUCAUUGUCAUGAAAAGCCCUGUCGUUUCUCUGCGAAUGGUGGUGUUCAUCCUGUAUUACCUCCUGAAGCUUUACCGGAUUUAGUACCUCAUCAUUCACAAUUUCAUCAUUCACAAUUUUACCCUGUUAAUACUUACAAUUCUCCUCCAAUAAGAAUUCCUGUUCAUAGUAAUUCUGUGAAUUUGGCUUCUUAUAAACUUUCUUCUCAACAAAAAUAUGGUACUCAAUUGAAACAUUAUUCUUGGGAUUCGGUUGCUCCUUAUCGUCCUGGUGUCUCUCAAAGUUCAUCUUUAUAUACUCAUCAAUCAUCUGCUGCAACUUCAAGAAGUUCUUUAUCUCCUUUGAAAUAUUCUAGUGAUUCUACAAGU
Molecule: messenger RNA, 1176 nt
Organism: Racocetra persica
Lineage: Eukaryota; Fungi; Glomeromycota; Glomeromycetes; Diversisporales; Gigasporaceae
Source: the annotation of a GenBank genome assembly